Molecule: messenger RNA, 6003 nt
Organism: Monomorium pharaonis (pharaoh ant)
Lineage: Eukaryota; Metazoa; Arthropoda; Insecta; Hymenoptera; Formicidae
Exons: 6
Coding region: 1889-4477 (862 amino acids)
Source: RefSeq, a predicted model, not a curated record
GACGUCGUAGCGGUAGGACGUGUUGUCGCCGCCGCCCGCGCGGAGGAGACGAGAAAGAAAUUAUAAAGAGAGAAAGAGAGAGAGAAAGAAAAACAAAACAACAUACUUCUCCGCUUCUCACCGCGACGAGUGUAAUGGCCACUACUGUGCGAUUCAUCGUGGAGUAGAAGGAGCAGUGAGGCCCGGCGCCGUCUCUCUUCUUCGCGCGUCCUAUCGUUGAUCGCGCGGGGUGCGAACGAACGCACGUACGAACGGACGAACGGGAAAAAAAAAACCGAGGGGGAGAGGCACUCGUCUCCCGUCGAUCGUCGCGCGAAUCGUCGGUUGUGAAUCGUCGUCGCGAUCCGGUGGUCGGUGGUCGUGCGCGAUCGCUCGCGGCUAUCCUGGAGCGCUUCUGGUUUCCCGGUGAAUAGUGCGUGCAACGGAUCACAAGUGCCAGCAGCCAAGUGUGUACGGGGGAAAGGGGGGGGGAGUCUCUAUGUGUGCGGCCCGUUGUCGAGUGUGCGUUGUCGUGCUGCCGCCACUGCCGGCGCUCGGAUCCCUCGUCGGACGGUGGAUUUAUCAGGCGCGGCGUCGUCUCCCCUAGGCGCGUUUCGGACGCCUCGUCACCCUCUUCGUCCCCCCUGGCACCGAGGAGGAGAAGGAGGAGGAGGAGGACGACGACGACGGCAACGACGGCGACGACGACUACGGCGGUGGUGGUCCACCAUCGACUUCGACGUCGCAUCGAUGCUGGCUGCCUCUAGUUUUGAUUGAUUUGGAUACUCGCAUCACGCUUCACUUCCAUCACCUUCGGUCUAAAGGCGCGGAAUAAUUCGGAACAACGGCUCGCUUCGCCUCGCCUCGUCUCCUGCAGAAAACAAUGUUCCGUUAUUAGACGACUGCAAUAAGCGUAAUCGCCGGCCCGAAAGUAACGUAUCCAGCGUCGUGAAAGAAUUGGAUGACUACAACGAGCACGUUCACGGUCCUAAUUAAAGAAAUGGAUACGGUAAUUACGAAGCCGCGUCGGCGACUAGGAAUACGGGCCAAUUCGGCACGUUAAAUGCUCCCCCGGCGAUUCACGUUCCGGCCGGGACUCUCGCAGAUCGGGGAUGGCCUUCUGGGAGCAAAAGCGGCAACAGCAGCAGCAGCAACAGCGAUAUCGGAUCAAAUUCAGUUAACAAGUCCGUGUCAUCGCCGUAUCGGUUGCGCAAGUAGAUAGAUUUUAAAUCGAGUCAAGUGUAGAACAACGGUAACGAAAUUAGCGUGAUAAAAUAAUCCAGGGGCGAUUGGAUCCCGUAUUCCACGUAUAAUGGAAGCAAGUGAGACGAGACGAUAGUGUACCCAGAGGAUGGUGGAUGCUGCGAGGAAGAAAUUGAAUCCCAUCUUCACACGCCGCCUAAUCGCCCGACACAUCGCAAAUGUCAAGGGAGAUUCUAUCUGAUGCGGGACACAAAAAAAAUGUAGAUACAAGUAUAGUUACAAAGAAGACACUAUUAACCCCAUCCUAUCCUAUUCAAAAUCUUUCGCGUGUAUCGACGGUAUUCACGAUCGACGUGAAAGUACAGGCUAUAAAAUAUAACGCUACGUCGACGUCGAAGGGAAACGUGCCGGAUGUUGCGAGGAAAGGAAGUGACACGGUGAGAGGACCUAGAGACAGCCAAUCUCAGGAAUGUGACGCGUGACAGGAUUUCCGUGUGAGGAAAUCAGUACAUCCUUCAACUGGGAAUCGUGAAACGAAGGAAAGAGGGGAACAUACGGAAUAAAUAGAUCGACAUACGGGAUCGACAAAGACUCGUUCCAACAAGUGUCCUUACGGCUUCAGGUUUUCUUCUCGACGUCGUGUCCUCGUCGCGAAGCGGCGUUGACCCUGUUAUGGAAUGAACCGAUGCCCGGACAGGGCAUCUAAAUGUCCGCGAGCAUCAUCGCGCUCGAUACGAGCAUCAUGACCCCGAUGAUGCGGCUGCUCCUCCUAUCCGCUCUGUUGGCCAUACAAUCCUGCUCGAUCGUUUGCUCGGCGAGCAGCGAUGGUGGGCCUAACAGUCCGAUCUUCAAUCUGGAUCAUACUGCUCUGGAGAAGAAUCUAGCGGCAAUUUUUAACAAGGUGGCGCACAGUUCCGCGACCACGAAGCGCAGCGUGCCGGCGUACGAUGCUCAAGUGUCGGCCAGUACAACGUUGUCGACGGUGCCGUCGCCGUUAACCACCAGUACGAUCACCAGUACGACCACCACUACCCCGUCGAUACCCGCUAUCAAAUAUCCAGCGCCGCGGGCCACGGCAUCGCCCGUUUUCCGGGAUUUGCCGUCAUACGCGCCGCCCUCCAGGGCACUUUUCACGCCACCCCUGCCGCCGGAGUACCUGCACCCGUUCGCCGACAAGCCCACGUUGCGAGGUACCAACUCGGAUGUACACCCCAAUAACAGGAGGCCAGUACCGCCACCGAGCCUGACGCCGGCGCACGAGCGGAUACCGAUCCGACCGCCGGAUCUACCUCAAAGUCCCUCACAAGUGCCGGAGAGGCAUCAUUCUCACUCGAGGAAACCGACGAACGUGGCCGACAGCAGGGAGCACAGGCCUGCGGAGUCCGGCGAGGCCGAUCGAAAGAACGGCACGAACGAUCCUUCGUUCGUGACCCUUCAUUACCCCAGUAUUUCUAGGAUCUUGUCCGGCAGCAACGGCAGGAAGCAGGAAAUCCCCGACAUCCUGCUGCCCAUACUAAAGCCCUUAGCCACAAAGAGUCCGUUGCUACCAAAUGUACCUUCUGCCCCGGCAACCGACAAAACUACGUCACCGCCAAGCACCACGCCGAAAGUGUUUGGCAGUACGACGAAUCCCUCGAAGAUCGCCGUCACGCAGCCGACGAUCUACCUACCGAACACUGGCCAGCAGGAAGAACACGGCCUAAAAGCUGACAGUAUCGAAAUAGUGCAACAGGAAAGGCUACCAUAUCCGCAGCCGCAGCCACCGGCGCCAACGUCGAAGCGACCGGCGAGCACCGACGACGAUGACGACGAUCGUUUGAUACCACACGUCGACACGCAUCCGCUCGAAUCCACGUGGCGAAUCGCCUGGUCGCUGCACGUGUAUUUCGCGGCGAUUAUGUUCACGCUCAUGGCCUUGUACUCGAUCUACAAAAUCGUGCGUUUCAACGAGGCAACGAAUCUGCUCACGCAGUCGUACUUCCUAGCUGUUCAUCUGCUGUUAACUACAAUUUGCACUUUGAGGUGCUUCCACCUCUUUUAUGACGCUUAUAAUCUCGGACAUUCGCUGCCGGAGUCAUUGUCCAGGGUACUGAUGUAUCUGCCGGCACCGCUCCUGUCCACAGCGUUCGCCACUUUGAUGUUAUACCUCGCCCGGUGCUCGGAGGCACCUUCGCUUAACAACAGCAUCGUCUCGCCCAUCACGCUUGUACUUUCGUCUACAGUGCACAUCGUACUGUGCGUAUCGUUGCACGUGUCCGCGAACAUGCUCGGUUAUCAGGACGAGGCGAGAAUCCUGCCACUCAUCUGUCAGUGCAUCUAUAUCGUCGUCUGCGUCACCUUAGGUCUGUGCUAUAUGUAUGUGUACCGUGUGGUGCGUUCGCAGAUCCACAUGGCCAGUAAUAAGGCAGCCGGUGCGAAUCACAUGAUGGGCGCCGAUCCUACCACGGUAGCUCUCAGCACUGCCAUCACUACCACAAUCGCCACCGCUCUAUUGUUCAUUCUCAUGGGCUUCGUGCAACUAUAUGGCAUAUUCGGCGUUCAAGAGCGUCCGCAACAGUAUCCAUGGCUCUGGUGGGGCUGGCAGUUUUCCGUCAGACUGCUAGAGUUAUCCGUUUGUGGUCUCCUAGCCUGGGUUGCCAGCCUGUCGCAGUAUCCUUUACGAGAGAAACAGAUGCAGCAACACUCGGCACACUCGGGGUUCGCUCUGUUUCCCUGCGGCAGUUCCACGUCAACGGAAAACAUGGACGAUGUACUCUACCCCGCUAUAUGUAGCACCAACCAAGCGAUUCAAAAUUAUACCAUGCGAACGGGAAAGCAAGUUUAUGACGAUAGUUUUCCACUGAAUACUUUGCCCGAGCAUUUGAACAUAUCAGGUACCUUUGAGAGACAUUCCAUCCGCAAGUCAGGUACGAUGGGCCACUUUCCUCAUGAAGGUCGGGGAUCCUUAAGUCGUCAUGGUAACGGCAUACAGACCUUAAGGAACUCAGAGACUCGCGGGAGGCAUACGCCUGUUCAAGGCCUACACGAACAACCUCCGACUAGCGGCUCGACGAUGCUAGUCGCCGAGGACGGCUUCGUUAGGUUUCGGAGUCUUGGUGCGGAGGAGGACGAGCUGUCCGAUACGCAGAGCAUGGUCGGCACUCACGGCAGGGGAAGCUCGCUUGCCGGUAGCGUUAGAUACAACGCGAGGCAUCCUACGGUACAGCAUCAGCAUCCCCAUCAGCACCAGCACUCGUUGCAACACUCGCAUCCGAGUCAGCAUCAAACCCAUCACCAACUUUACAACAACACAUAAAGGCUGUGCCAACGCGAUGACUAGAACGUGAUUUCUCGUUGAUUCGACGUAACGAUCGUCGUCGAUGAAACAGGAUAUAUCGACACCCGCGAGAAUCGUCGCCCUCGCAAACUUCGGUCUAAACUAAUUUUAUCUCGUACUCUAUGUAAGAUAUGUCCUGUGUAUAGACAAACCUAAUUGCCAUUCCUGCUCUCCCGCUUCGCAUCGACGUCCGAGCCAAGCCUCUGCCGUACGAUAUCUAUACAUAUUUAUUUUGAUCCUCGAUAAGCGAGUAAAAGUAUACGGCGAACUCGUUUGGGGUUCCUCUACCUAUAUGUGGGUAGUUCAGGGUAUAUCGAAACUUGAUCUUAUAUUAGGCACUUGGUACUUAUUAAGAUUCAUGUGAUUGAAAAAAAAAUAAAAGAAAUAAUGUGUCUCACUGAAAUAUAUAGGGAAACGCUUCUCGCUCGGUUUUAUGUUCACUGUUAGUACCGAACACGGCUGUGGAACGUAUCGGAGGAACAAAUAAUUUUUUAAUCGGUUCUAUCUAAUGCCACACAAGGAAUUCCGACGUAUUUUAGCAAACACGUUGCUAUUUAUUCGCUGCCACAUUAUAGAAGACUUCGGCGUUUUAUAUUGUUCCAGCACAAUUUUUAUAAUCGUAUAGAUUCAUUAUUUUAUGUAUAGUCGUACAUAUGUUAAAGCAUUUCAGUAAUCAUCUGUUCAAUUGACACUUGUUCUUCUUUAAAUUCUCCGUUGUGACGGAAAUUCGACAUAAAAUCAGCUUUUUGCGAUUAGCAGGAAGUAUAUUUUUUACAAAAAUUAUACGCGAGGUCCAAACACACACAACUGGGGAAAACAAUUACGAUUCUCAUUCAGGUAUUCCGAGAUUAGGAUAUGAUUGUGUCAAGCUGAAAGCGAUGUUUGUACAGUCGAUGAUAAUUUAUCACUCAGUCCAAUUGUACGAUUUAGUUAGCGGCUAAGACUAGAUUAAGAAUUGCGGGUUACGUUAAGUUUAGCCGUUAAGUUAGGCAAAAUGCGACUAAUGUCAACAGGUUUACAUUUAAUAAAUCGAAGGAGAAUAAGAAGACAUAAAAAAAAUACUAUUACCGAUUUAGAAUAGACGACAUAAGUGCGAUUUAACGUCACACACACAGGCCAGCAUUUUACUUUAUUUCUCAGAUUCUAAGGUACAAAAUAGUACUUUUUACCUUUCACUUCAUAUAUCGAUAGGUCGCAAUGUAUAUGUUUAUAUAUGGACAUUGUAAAUAAGGUAUAUGGGCUCGUCGUGAGUGAAUUUACUGUUACGAUAGAAUCCGAUUGGAUUCUAUUCGACACAUUGGAAUUUAUACAUCUCUUGGUUGUAUAAAAAAAAGAUGCAAGACUUGUAUUUUAAUUUAUCUCAGAAGCUGUAUUUAUUAUGUGAAACAUUCCACAAGUGAUCAGUGUGAGUGCGCGAUCGAUUUGUGUGGGAUUUUAUUGCAAUUAUAAAUUUAACUAGGCGCUAAACGAAGCGGAACAAAUGUAAAUAAAAGCUUUUUUGCGAA